AUGAAGUUUAAGAAGAAGAAGAAGAAGAAGAAGAAGAAGAAGAAGAAGAAGAAGAAGAAGAAGAAGAAGAAGAAGAAGAAGAAGAAGAAGAAGAAGAAGAAGAAGAAGAAGAAGAAGAAGAAGAAGAAGAAGAAGAAGAAGAAGAAGAAGAAGAAGAAGAAGAAGAAGAAGAAGAAGAAGAAGAAGAAGAAGAAGAAGAAGAAGAAGAAGAAGAAGAAGAAGAAGAAGAAGAAGAAGAAGAAGAAGAAGAAGAAGAAGAAGAAGAAGAAGAAGAAGAAGAAGAAGAAGAAGAAGAAGAAGAAGAAGAAGAAGAAGAAGAAGAAGAAGAAGAAGAAGAAGAAGAAGAAGAAGAAGAAGAAGAAGAAGAAGAAGAAGAAGAAGAAGAAGAAGAAGAAGAAGAAGAAGAAGAAGAAGAAGAAGAAGAAGAAGAAGAAGAAGAAGAAGAAGAAGAAGAAGAAGAAGAAGAAGAAGAAGAAGAAGAAGAAGAAGAAGAAGAAGAAGAAGAAGAAGAAGAAGAAGAAGAAGAAGAAGAAGAAGAAGAAGAAGAAGAAGAAGAAGAAGAAGAAGAAGAAGAAGAAGAAGAAGAAAGUCAAGGUCAAGAUUCAAAAGGACGGUAACCGAGCUUCUUCAGGCCACUGCCUGUGUUUUGGGGAGAUGACGACGGGAGUCAGGAGAGAGGCAGCUUGGCAUACCUACCUUAGUACCUUCCAUGUAGAACUAAGACUAGCCCCGGGUCUCUGUACUUUGGCUAGAGCUUUAGCCUUUGACUGUAUGUCGACAAUUGUGGCCGGCCAAGAGGCUGUCCUGGCUUCGACCACCGGUUUCUUUUUGAUGGUAUCUUCCAAAUCUAAGACCAAGCGGGACUUCACGUCUCCUGUUUCUUCUAGCGGAGGCAAGAAAACUCAGGACCUUGCCCUUUAA
Messenger RNA from Fusarium subglutinans, 921 nucleotides. RefSeq names its product histone H5. Gene Ontology annotation, molecular function: structural constituent of chromatin; DNA binding. The transcript is spliced from 4 exons. The record is from RefSeq and is a predicted model, not a curated record. Gene Ontology annotation, cellular component: nucleosome. Bases 1 to 921 code for a protein of 306 amino acids. Lineage: Eukaryota; Fungi; Ascomycota; Sordariomycetes; Hypocreales; Nectriaceae. Gene Ontology annotation, biological process: nucleosome assembly.